AUGUACGCCGACGCCAACUCCGCUGGCGCAUAUUUCGAGGGCUACGACGACCCAGGUGAUGGGUACGUGGACGAGGACGAGGAGGAGGUGCCGAUCGCUGAACGCGAGCUCGCUGACGACGCCGAGUGGAAGUUGAUCCAGAAGAACACCUUCACGCGAUGGGCCAAUGAGCACCUCAAGACCAAGGGCACCUCCGUUGACGACAUCCAAUUCGACUUCGCCGAUGGUCUUCGACUAAUCGACCUUAUCGAGUCGCUUUCGGGGCAGAAAUUUCGCCAUGUCAAUAGGAAGCCGAGCUUUCGCACGCAGAAACUCGAGAACGUGACCAUGGUGUUGCGUUUCCUUGAAGAGCAGGAAGGCCUUCGAUUGGUUAACAUUGACAGCACCGACAUUGUGGACUGCCGCACAAAAUUGAUUCUCGGUCUCAUUUGGACCCUCAUUCUGCACUACUCCAUCACGCUGCCCUUGUGGGAAGGCGAAGAUUAUAAUCAGGGCAGCACAGGGCCUACGCCGAAGCAGCGUCUCCUGUCCUGGCUCAACUCCAAGCUGAUGGAACGUCCAGUGAAGAACUUCACCACGGACUGGAACGACGGCACCGCGAUCGGCGCCCUCGUGGACGCCUGCGCUCCCGGCCUGUGCCCCGACUGGCGCGAAUGGGAACCAAAGCAGAAGCUGCGCAACGCCACCGAGGCCAUGCGAGCCGCAGAACAGUGGCUGGAAGUGCCUCAGCUCAUCCACCCUGAGGAGAUGAUCAAUCCGCGGGUCGACGAGAAGGCCAUGAUGACGUAUCUCAGCCAGUUCCCCAGCGCCAAGCUCAAAGACGGGGCGCCCCUCCGACCUCGUGCUAAUCCUGCCAGUGUUCGAGCCUAUGGCCCUGGUGGAUUCCAGUACCUCAUCGAAGUAAGCCUCGAUCACGCAGAUUUGGCCGAGACUGCCAACAAACUCUGGCAAGAUAGGCACGGUGACGCGGCGACUAGGCCUGCGACGUGGUCUUUUCGAGGUCUGGCGGUGUGUGCGUGCUUUUCAAGACAGCGUUUUGCCUGUCUUCUUCUCCUCCUUGGCCCGAGGUCACCCUGUCCACGAACACAGUUCAGGCUGUUCACGGAGACCCACGCGGACGUCGAUUGUGACGUGCCGGAGGAUCAUUUUGCUGCUGAUAGUUUGGAACCGAAGGGUAACAAAGUUGGCAUGCCGGCUCGUUUCACCAUUGAUGCUUCCAGCGCUGGCAAGGGUUCCGUCGAGGUGAUUGUCCUCAACCCCAAGGGACAGCGAGAACCGUGCGACAUCGUGCCGAACACGGAUCGGCCCAAUACGUACUCCUGUGCCUACGUGCCAACACAAGCUGGCGAGUAUCGUGUGAUCAUUAAGUUCGCCACGAAGGAGAUCAUGAAUUCACCGUUCAAGGUGAUGGUGGAGGGAGCGGCUGACCCAAGCAAGGUAACCGCCUCCGGUCCUGGCAUCGAACCUCAAGGAAAUCAGGUCGGUCGAAGGACCUUCUUCAACAUCUUUACUGCAGGGGCCGGUGAAGGAGUUGCUGAUUGCGUAAUAUUGGACCCACAAGGACGCCAGGAUGUGAUCAAGCCGAACAUAACUCGUCAAAGUGAGGACAACUACCUGGUUGAGUACACGCCGAGGAUGGAAGGCCUUCACUCGGUCAAUGUCUUCUUUGCCGGCCAACAGAUUCCAAAUUCACCAUUUGGAGUAAUGGUGGGACCACAGGUUAAAUCACUUCCAAGGCAGACUUCUCUACCUAAGGGCGCCGGCUUGCAAGGCGUUUCCCCCGAGGCCAAGAUUGCCCAAGUCGAGCGGUGCACAGUCGUGUCGGAAAGUAACACCUUCUACUUCCGUUUGCUAGACCUUAAAAACCUCUUUGGUCGCAAUCGCCCCACCGAUGUCGGUGUUCGUGUGGCACCAGUUCGAGCUGGCUUAGGUCCAGUUUGUACACGUCAUUCUGCGAUCGACCAGUUGGUCAAGCACGAAGCUACUUCGAUGGAACAGCCAGCCAAACCGGACCUACCACAGCUGUCGAAAUUGGCACAAACACAUCUUAAUAACGACGCAACUCCGAAAUCUGAGCUUUGCCUCGGUCGACUGAAUCAAGCAUGUAGCUUACUUCUCUUACGACAGUUUAUCUCGGUGAUCCGUGCUUCUGAUUGGUUUCGGGCACACGAAACGAUUUCUGCGGUCAAAUUUCUGUUUUACCACUGGAAACGCUUUGUUGUAGAAGCGCCAAUUGAACAGGGUGGUUCAAAACCACUCAACGCCAAUCGAAUCCCGGCCUUGAAGUCAGAUCAGCCCAUUAGCCCGAUCAAGCGGCCGGACAACCAGAGCUACGCACCACCCAGACCAGCUUGUGACGCGAAACAGGCCUACGCCACCGGUCGCGGUAUCCAACCCCAGGGCGUGCGAGUCCGCGACCUGGCCGACUUCAAAGUGCACACGGAGGAGGCCGGAGAGGGGGUCCUGGAGGCGACGGUUGUUGGACCCACCGGACGAGAGGAGAAAUGUCAGCAACGAAAGAUCGGACCGUACACCUACGAAUGCGUCUACACGCCACAGCAGCCUGGACCUCACACCGUGAAUGUCCGUUACGGCGGAGAUCAUAUCAUGCUGAGUCCAUUCAAGGUUGAUGUUGGACCCUAUAAGGAGACGAGGAUCAGGGCAUUUGGACCCGGUCUAGUUGGUGGGAUUGUCAACAAGCCCGCCGUCUUCGUUGUCGAAACAAACGGCGAGACAGGAGCUCUUGGGUUUUCGAUCGAGGGACCUAGUGAAGCGCGCAUAGACUGCGCCGACAACGGCGACGGUUCAGCGACGGUCGUCUACUGGCCGACAGUGCCAGGUGAAUACGCGGUCCAUAUACUGUGCAACGAGGAGAACAUUCCCAAGUCACCCUACAUGGUUCCUAUUCAGGCGGACAGCGGAAAAUGCGAUCCCAACGCGGUAAAAUGCUAUGGACCGGGGCUGUCUCCUGGCGUAGUAGCGGGCAUUCCGACGGAAUUCACCAUCGACGCACGCGACGCUGGUGGUCCAGCGCCGUUCGCCUGUGAACUGCGCGACGAGGCUGGCGAGCCGGUGCCAAUUCGAGUGCGAGACAACGGCGAUCUCACUGCCACCUGCUCGUACACCGCGAAGCGGCCUGUCAAGCACACCGUCAUUCCCACGUACAACGGUGUCGCAGUGCCCCGGGCUCCAUUCAGGGUCGAUGUGGCCGAGCCCUGCAACCCGGGGAACGUGCGUGUCUACGGACCGGGUGUGGAGUCGAUCACGCGCAACGAACCCACCUACUUCAUCGUCGACUGCAAGCAGGCCGGUCCAGGCACCGUGAGGGACGAGGCGGGACGCGAUGUUCCCAUGGACACCAAGGACAUGCGCGAUGGCACCUUCAAGGUCGCCUACACGCCAAUGACUGCUGGACCUACCUACACCGUCCAGGUGUACUUCGAGAACACCGAAGUUCCACGCAGUCCCUUCAAGGUGCCUGUCAAGCCGAAUGUUGACAUGAGCAAGGUUCACGUUGACGGACUGCCCUCAACAAUACCCGUUGGCAAGCCAACGACCUUUGAUGUUGUGACCGCUGGAGCCGGUCCACCUAGCUCACCGAAACCGCGUCCCAAUGUCAUUGUGAAGGCACCCAAUGGCAUGCGUGUGCCCAGUCAACUCACAGAAACGCCAGACGGCUACGAGGCGACCUUCACACCGACGAUGCCUGGUCCGCACCAGGUUGCUGUCGAUGUGGCUGGCGCGCCAGUCAGAGGCAGCCCGUUCCCCUGCAACGCCGUUCCAAUCCAGGACGCACCGAUCGCUGCCGUCAAAAAACCCGCCACAUUUGCCGCCCAACAAGAUCCUUCUGGUCUGGUGCAUGCCUACGGCGAUGGACUGCGGAAGGCCACUGCCAACGUACCUGCACACUUCACCAUCGAUAGCCGUGAAGCACCGCCAGCUCCAUUGUCGGUGACCAUUGAAGGACCUGCUGAGGCACAGAUAAACUACACAGACAACGGUGAUGGAACAUGCGGAGUGGACUACCUGCCAGUCGAACCUGGACCCUACACCGUGAAUGUGCUCUACAAAGACAAGCACGUCCCGGGCAGUCCGUUCCCCGUGCAGGUCUCACCAGCAGGUCGUGACUUGCUGGAUGUUUCGAAGGUUCGAGCCUAUGGACCUGGACUUCAACCGACGGGUGUUUUCAAGGAGUCGUUUGCCAAGUUCACCGUAGACGCCAAACUAAUCGAUCCAGCUGGUCGCGGUGUCGUGAAGGCGAUUGUCGUUGAUCCCACGAAGCAGAGAACGGCGUGCAUUGUGCAGAAUCAGGGCGACGGAACGUACAAGUGCAGUUACUCGCCUCUCCUUGAUGGCCUGCACCAGGUGGAGGUGUACUACGAUGGAAUGCCAGUCCCUGGCAGUGCCUUUAAGGUGCACGUCACGCCGGGUUGUGACCCUUCACGGGUACGCGCCUUCGGCCCAGGUCUGGAAGGAGGCUUCACCCACGAGCCGCAGCCCUUCACCAUCGAUCUGGAUGGUGCUGGUCAAGGCGGCCUUGGAUUGGCUCUUGAGGGGCCCGCCGAUGCCCAGAUAAACUGUGUGGACAACAAAGACGGCACCUGCUCCGUGGAGUACCUGCCCACCAAGGCCGGCAACUACGACUUGUUCAUCAAACUCAACGAUAUGGAUAUUCCUGGCAGUCCAUUCAAUAUCCCGAUUCGCGAUCGAAUCGAUCCAAACAAAGUGCGAUGCUAUGGUCCGGGUCUCGAACCGAACGGCGCGCGUGCUGGAGUUCCUGCAACCUUCACUGUCGACGCCAGUCAAGCCGGAGAAGCUCCCAUCACAGUGACUCACACGGACCGCAACGGCCGCAAGAUCCCCGACAACGUGGUGCCCCGACUGAACCAAGCUGGCGUCUACGACGUAACCUACGUCCCGGACGACGACGGACCGUGUCAAAUCGAUGUGCGACUCAACAACACUCCAGUGCCACGAUCGCCGUUCGUGCAGAACGUGCUGCCGGCCUGCGAGCCGCACAAGGUUCGUGUCACUGGUGAGGGUGUGCGUCCGAGUCGGCCCGAUGGACUGCCCGCUGGCCAACCCACCAACUUCCAGGUGGACACACGUGAAGCCGGAUCAGGCGACCUUGAACUGACGGUCACGGUGAGUUCAGGAUCACCGCGAGUGGCGGACUCUCAGCAGAGACCACUCCAACUGGAGGUGGCUGACCACGGCGACGGCGUGUACUCGUGCCAAUACCAGCCUGAGGAGGCCUGUCCGCACUACGUUGACGUCAAGUUCGGCGGUCGUGGCAUUCCCGAGAGUCCGUACUGCGUGAAGGUUCACCCAACUGGACGUCCAAACAUGUGUCGUAUUGAAGGUGGCAACGAUCCUCGAAUACCGAUCUUCCAGCCAUGCGCGAUCACCGUGAACCCCAUCGAAGCGGGUCAGGGCCGUGUCAUUGGCCGGGUCAUUGCGCCAACUGGCCAACCAGCAGACGUCCACACCGUUGAACUUCCCAACGGCAAGGUCAACGUCUGCUACACACCACAGAUGCCCGGCGAUCAUAUGGUCGAAAUCCUCUUUGGUGGACAACUGGUGCAAGGCGGUCGAUUCAACCAAAAGGCGGUGAACCUCGAUGAACUCAUUCAACCAGUUCCCGAGGAACGAGUUGAACGCGUGCCCAUUCAAACAAUGCAUUCAACCACACUAACGCAAUACCACGAGUCAGUCAAGGACACCGGCUACUACCCGAUCGAUUUUAAGCUGCCCGUCGGCUCCAAAUUUGGAAAUCUCGAAGGCAUUGUUCGCACUCCAGGCGGGAGGACAAUUCGUCCGACGCUGUUGGACAACGGCGACGGGACAGUGACGGCCCAAUUCCAGCCGAAUGAGGCCGGGCUGCAUGAGUUGGACAUCACUUACAACGGUGUCCCCAUCGAAGGCAGUCCCUUCCGCUUCUACGUGGAGCCUGUCGGUUCAGGGCGUGUGACUGCCUACGGACCGGGUCUGAGCCAUGGUCGUGCUGGCGAACCGGCCGAAUUCACCCUAGUCACACGUGAAGCUGGCGCGGGUGGUUUAUCGAUUGCUGUGGAGGGACCUUCGAAAGCGGAGAUCGUCUGUCGAGACAACAAGAAUGGAACAUGCUCUGCGAGCUACCUCCCGCUGGCGCCUGGUGAAUACACCAUCUCCAUUAAGUUCAUGGAUCAGCACAUUCAAGGAUCACCAUUCAUCGCCAACAUUAUGGAAGAUCCACUUCGCAUGACUCAAGUGAUGGUUGGCACCACGAGCGAGGUUCCGCUGAGGAUAUCAGAGACCGACAUUUACAACCUCACCGCUACCGUCACCAAUCCGUCUGGCAUCGAACAGCCCUCAAUGAUCAAACGCCUGCCCAACGGACAUCUAGGCAUCUCGUUCACGCCGCGCGAGAUCGGUGAUCAUUUGGUGAACGUGUACCGCAACGGACGCCCCAUACCGAACAGCCCCUUCAAGAUAUUCGUCGGCGAAUCAGAGCUCGGCAAUGCUUCGCGUGUGCGUGUCUACGGUCGUGGCCUUCACGAGGGAACAGCCAAUCAGAAUUGCCAGUUCACUGUCGAUACUAGUGACGCUGGUUUUGGAGGCCUUAGUCUAUCGAUUGAGGGUCCAAGCAAGGCGGACAUCGAAUGUCACGACAACCAAGACGGCACAUGCCUAGUUACCUACCGUCCAACCGAACCCGGCACCUACAUCAUCAAUGUCAAAUACGCCGACGAGAAUGUGCCUGGCAGUCCCUUCGCCGUGAACAUCGGCGGGCACCCUUCGGCUCGGGUCAUGGAGCGAAUCACGCGUCAACGCGAGGUCGCCGAGGCAACCCAAGUUGGUAGCCAAUGCGAACUCAACCUCAAAAUCCCUGGUGUGAACGUGCGCGAGAUGAGCGCAGUGGUCACCAGUCCGUCAGGACACACAGAGAAAUGCAUGGUGUCGGAACUGGACCACGCGAACUAUUGCAUUCGCUUUGUGCCGCAGGAGACAGGCGUGCACACCGUCUCCGUGCGCCAUCGAAACCUCCACAUACCUGGAAGCCCGUUCCAGUUUACCGUCGGACCAAUCACCGAUGGCGGCGCUAACAAAGUGCGCGUCCUUGGCCAAGGCAUUCAAAGAGGCUACGCCAAUUGCAACAACGAAUUCAGCAUCUACACCCGCGAGGCCGGUGCUGGCAACCUCUCCAUCGCCAUUGAAGGACCAAGCAAGGCUGAAAUCGACUUUGAGGAUCGAAAAGAUGGAUCCUGUGUUGUCUCCUUCCGAGUCUCCGAGCCCGGAGAAUACUUCUGCUCCAUUCGCUUCAACGACGAGCACGUUCAAGGCUCGCCGUUUCGUCUGGACAUCGAAGACACCGGGGGCUACUACGCCAGCGAACAUCGUCAGCUCAGCGUUGCUGCAGUCCAGGACAGAGGACUCCAAAUCGGUGUACCGAUGGCUUUCACCGUGAACUACACGGGUGUGCGUGGACGUCUUCGAGCCUACGUAGUUACACCGUCAGGUAAGGAGGAGCCCGCAGUUGUACUUCCCGUCGACAUCGACCAGCACGCGGUCCGCUUCACGCCGCAGGAGAACGGACCGCACCUAGUGCAUGUGCUGCUCGACGACCGGCCAAUCCCGGGCAGUCCGUUCCGUGUGUUGGUGGGGCAGGAGGACUUCUGCGAGCCGGGUCUUGUCAGGGCCAAUGGAGACGGUCUCAAUCGCGGUGUCGUCGGUACGCCAAAAAUUCACCCAUAUGGCAAAAACUCGAUUUGGGCACUGCCAGAUUUCAUUGGAUUACCGCAAAAAAAUGGCAGCUAUUGGCACGCAUUGCUGUCCGCAGUAGAACUCCUAGAAGGAGGCUUCAAUAAUUGCCCAAACCCCCAGUCAAUCGUCGCGUCGGGUGCCGGCCUCACGAGCGGCGCUGUUGGUGAACGCAGUCGCUUCUUCGUGAACACCGCCAACGCCGGCAGUGGGUCGCUCUCAGUGACGGUGGAUGGCCCGAGCAAGGUGCAACUCAACUGCAACGAGCGUCUGGACGGCUACGAGUUCAGCUACACGCCCUACGCACCUGGUCAGUACAACAUCAGCGUCACCUACGAUGGCCAACACAUCCACCACUCCCCCUUCAGGGCCUACGUUACAGGUGACCCUGUGUACGGCUACACAGAGGACACUGCCCAGCUCAUCGUGAACACGAACGGUCGCAUGGUCACGGGACCACAGCGAUCCAUGGGCUACUCACGCGCGGAUGCCGUCACCUGCUCCGGCAGCGGUCUCACCCACGCCUACAUCGGCUCUGCCAACACCUUCACCGUCAACGCCCAGAAUGCCGGCAACGACGUACUGUACGUGGGUGUUUCCGGACCCAGGGUGCCUUGUGAGGAGGUGAAUAUCAAGCACGUCGGCGACAACCUCUUCAACGUGCAGUACUCGGUUCGCGAUCGUGGCCGUCACUACAUCAUGGUGAAGUGGGGAGAAACCCACAUUCCAGGCAGUCCCUUCAUCGUGGACGUCUUGUAA
Molecule: messenger RNA, 8499 nt
Organism: Mesocestoides corti
Lineage: Eukaryota; Metazoa; Platyhelminthes; Cestoda; Cyclophyllidea; Mesocestoididae
Source: the annotation of a GenBank genome assembly